GCUGAAGUGAAUUACACGGCCGGCACUUCCAGUGCUGAAGACGAGGCAUUACAGGCAUUGGACGCCUCCGUAGAAAUCGUCGACCCGAAGAUAGCCAGCAGUUCCCACUCUAAUGGACAGGAAGUGGACGAUAAAGAAGAGAAGGAAAAGGAGUCGAACCGCCCUUCAGGCGCUGACUGGAAACAACAAAGAUUACCGGCCUGGCAGCCAAUCCUAACGGCCGACACAGUAUUGCCCGCAUUCUUCCUGUUAGGCAUCGCUCUAAUACCGAUCGGAAUCGGACUCCUUCUCUCAUCU
Molecule: messenger RNA, 297 nt
Organism: Oppiella nova
Lineage: Eukaryota; Metazoa; Arthropoda; Arachnida; Sarcoptiformes; Oppiidae
Source: the annotation of a GenBank genome assembly